This is a messenger RNA of Penicillium paradoxum, 762 nucleotides long. RefSeq lists its product as uncharacterized. The record is from RefSeq and is a predicted model, not a curated record. The transcript has a single exon. NCBI's taxonomy places the organism in Eukaryota, Fungi, Ascomycota, Eurotiomycetes, Eurotiales, Aspergillaceae. Bases 1 to 762 code for a protein of 253 amino acids.
AUGCUUUUCUCUUCAUCUCAACGACAAACCUCUGCGGAACCUCCCAAACUACCCUCCGACCUUGGACCUCCUCUCAUGGACCUCUCAUCCCUCGAGGGACCACCAAUGGUUGGUUCAACAUUCUUUGUCUCAUCAGACAUACCAAGCCCGCGUAUCCAUACAUACACACGUUCUCCGACACGCGUCUUGCGUCCAAAAUCGCUGACAUCAAUUCCCGCUUCAACAAAUAUUCUCUCGCCACAAGAGCACCGAAACAGACGACCUAUAUGGCCGUCUAGCCAUUCAAUAGCCAACGGGCACCUCGGGCAAAAACCGGGCCAUACGAAUAGGACCGAUCCGCGCGGGCCGUCGCCCGACUGCGGACCACGAUAUGUACGUGAGCUGUCCUCAUCUACACAAUCCCAAGAUCGCAGACAAUCACAGAGGUGUUUGCCCCUUACUUGGCUCGAAGAUGAAAAGAAAUGGGUCGUUGGAGAGAUAUACCCGUCGAAUACCCAUGAUUCUCAACCUCAGCAUGACCCAUAUCCUUCUCGACCGCCGAUUUCACCCGCUUCACCUAUCUCACCGUAUCGGGACAUGAUCCAACGCCUUGACGAGCAUAUCGCUUAUAAUAAUCGCCUCGAACGGGAGGGUCUAUUGGACCAGUCCCCGCUCUACGGUGGCCACGGAUUCACUUCAGCACAUCGCGCAGCGCUGAAUGACCGUGUGGCUAGGUGGGUUGCAAUGACUCAGGGAAUGCACCAGGAUCAGGAGUGGGUGUGA